CACCCCUGGAGCACCAUGUUUCCCCGCCCGCUGACCCCGCUGGCGGCCCCAAAUGACGCCGAGCCCCUGGGCCGGGCGCUGAGGCGGGCCCCACUGGGCAGGGCCCGGGCCGGGUUGGGGGGGCCGCCCCUGCUGCUGCCGUCCAUGCUGAUGUUCGCGGUGAUCGUGGCCUCCAGCGGGCUGCUGCUCAUGAUCGAGCGGGGCAUUCUGGCCGAGAUGAAGCCCCUUCCCCUGCACCCUCCCAACCGCGAGGGCGCCGCCUGGCGCGGGACAGUUUCCCGGCCUGGGGGGCUGCCCCUGGAUGCCGAGGAUUCGGACUUGCAGGUGAGGCAGGACAUCCGAAACCGGACCUUGCAGGCAGUGUGCGGGCAACCGGGCAUGCCCCGGGACCCCUGGGACUUGCCGGUGGGACAGCGGCGCACCCUGCUGCGCCACAUCCUUGUGAGUGACCGCUACCGCUUCCUCUAUUGCUACGUCCCCAAGGUGGCCUGCUCUAACUGGAAGCGGGUGCUGAAGGUGCUGGCGGGCGUCCUGGACAGCGUGGACGUCCGCCUCAAGAUGGACCACCGCAAUGACCUGGUGUUCCUGGCAGACCUGCGGCCUGAGGAGAUUCGCUACCGCCUGCAGCACUACUUCAAGUUCCUGUUUGUGCGGGACCCCUUGGAACGCCUUCUCUCUGCUUACCGCAAUAAGUUUGGCGAGAUCCGAGAGUACCAGCAGCGUUAUGGGGCUGAGAUAGUGAAGCGGUACCGGGCAGGAGCGGGGCCCAGCCCUGCAGGGGACGAUGUCACCUUCCCCGAGUUCCUGAGGUACCUAGUGGACGAGGACCCUGAGCGCAUGAAUGAGCAUUGGAUGCCCGUGUACCACCUGUGCCAGCCUUGUGCUGUGCGCUAUGACUUUGUAGGCUCCUAUGAGAGACUGGAGGCUGAUGCCAACCAGGUGCUGGAGUGGGUGCGGGCACCACCCCAUGUCCGAUUCCCAGCUCGCCAGGCCUGGUACCGGCCUGCCAGCCAUGAAAGCCUGCACUACCACCUGUGCAGUGCCCCAUGGUCCCUGCUGCAGGAUUUGCUGCCUAAGUAUAUCCUGGACUUCUCCCUCUUUGCCUACCCACUGCCCAAUGUCACCAGGGAGGCCUGUCACCAGUGACCAUGCGUAUGGGCCAACAGCUGUUGUGGACCGGUUUUGACAAUGCCAGCUUCUUUUGCCUGCCAUUCAGAGAAGCCCUGGCUCUUAGGCAUGGAGCUUCUCCAGGUAUCUGGAUGGCAGGGACUGCCCUUGGACGUGUUUGUCCAGGGUGGGUGUCCACCAUGGCUCAGAGGACAGGGUUGGACAGGCCUGGUGUUCUCUCAUUGGGGGCAUUUCUUGGCCAAUGUGAUCUUUCUUGUCCUGGCAGAGCCAGAUACCAGUUUGCCAGUGAAGCAACACAUCUGUUCUACAGACUGACUGCAGGGAUUGUGCAGUCUGCUUGGUUCACCUUAACCUGUGGCCAAACCCAGAGAUGGCACCCAUCAGUAACACAACCAGAGCCAGGGCCCUGUGGCUCUGAUCACCCAUUCAUCCAUGAGUUAGCACUCAUGCCUUAUAAAUAACUUUUGUGCCUUUCUGCAUCAGACUCAGAGUUUCCUACACUUUCAAUGUUCUUUCUAUUUUUCCAAGGAAAGGAAAACUGAGUUAAGGGCUCUUGCCUGAUAGCUCCAGGACCCUACUCUGCAGGCAUCCAAAGACCCCUGUUCCCAGCCUCUUCUUGGGGUUCUGGGCACCUCUUCCCUUCCCCCAAGGUUGUGACUGUGGCUGGUGUGUCUGGCUGCAACUUUUCUGACACAUUUAUUUAAAAUUUGUACUUUUUGAUAGAACCCUUGUGAAGGCUUUGUUUUCCUAAUAGCUGAAUUUUUAAUAAAGCUGUUUUGUAUACAAA
Miniopterus natalensis is the source of this 1915-nucleotide messenger RNA. RefSeq names its product carbohydrate sulfotransferase 14 (gene CHST14). Gene Ontology annotation, molecular function: sulfotransferase activity. Gene Ontology annotation, biological process: dermatan sulfate proteoglycan metabolic process; carbohydrate biosynthetic process. NCBI's taxonomy places the organism in Eukaryota, Metazoa, Chordata, Mammalia, Chiroptera, Miniopteridae. The record is from RefSeq and is a predicted model, not a curated record. Gene Ontology annotation, cellular component: membrane.